Messenger RNA from Pyrus x bretschneideri (Chinese white pear), 635 nucleotides. RefSeq names its product (3aS,4S,5R,7aS)-5-hydroxy-7a-methyl-1-oxo-octahydro-1H-indene-4-carboxyl-CoA dehydrogenase-like. Lineage: Eukaryota; Viridiplantae; Streptophyta; Magnoliopsida; Rosales; Rosaceae. The transcript is spliced from 2 exons. Bases 125 to 523 code for a protein of 132 amino acids. The record is from RefSeq and is a predicted model, not a curated record. Gene Ontology annotation, molecular function: nitronate monooxygenase activity.
UCAACUACAAGGGAGGGGGUCUUGUUGAUGUUAAGUUGAGAACAUAAGUUCUCAUGUCUUGCAUAUGCAUAUCGAUAUAUGAAAUGUCAACCGUUAUCUUCAACCUUUGUGGAAUGGAGUACAUAUGAGUUUGCUAAAUUUUCAAUUUAAAGAAGGAAUUGUUGAUGCACUGAUUUUAACUGAUCAACAGGAGUCACCAGAUUACUUGAAAGAGCUGAUCAGGAAGACUCGAAGCUUAACUAAAAAAUCAUUUGGGGUUGGUGUAGUUCUAGCAUUUCCUCAUGAGAAAAAUAUACAAGCCGUAUUGGAUGCAAUGGUUGCAGUGCUGCAGGUUUACUGGGGUGAAUGUUCAGAUGAGCUUGCAUUGAAAGCUCAUCGGUCUGGGGUUAAGAUUGUGCCUCAAGCUGGGAGCUUGGAUGAAGCGGAGAAAGAAAUAUAUGCUGGUGCAGACGCAAUUACUGUUCAAGGGCGUGAAGCAAGAGGGCAUGUGAUCGGUAAGGUGAACCUGCUUUCUCGGAUCUAGGUGAAGCGAGCACCACAUCGUGUUCUGCGUAUACCUUUCUUCAAUGAUUGUAAUUCUAUUCCUGCUGAUCAAAAUGAAGCGGGUCAGCACUGUCAUCGGCGCUCAAUAAUAC